Acanthamoeba castellanii str. Neff is the source of this 1575-nucleotide messenger RNA. RefSeq names its product peptidase M16 inactive domain containing protein. The annotation marks the transcript as partial. The record is from RefSeq and is a predicted model, not a curated record. The transcript is spliced from 10 exons. Gene Ontology annotation, molecular function: metal ion binding. NCBI's taxonomy places the organism in Eukaryota, Discosea, Longamoebia, Acanthamoebidae. Gene Ontology annotation, cellular component: mitochondrion.
AGCCUCAAUUUCAGCGGAUCGGCACUCCUCUUAGCAUCGGCUCAGCGGAGAUGGGCCACGACUGCGGCCACAGAUGUGCGCCCCCUCAAGCCCAAGCUUGAACGCGGGCCAUCCAUGAAAUCACCCCUGCUCGACAUGCCCACCCCACUCGCACAUGUCUCGCAAUUGAAAACGCCCUCCACCCGCAUCACCACCUUGCGCAACGGCGUGCGCGUGGCCACCGAGGAGACCUAUGGCCAAGCCACCGCGAUGGGUGUUUUCGUCGAUGCCGGAUCGAGGAACGAGACUUUUGAGACCAACGGCACCACCCACGUCCUGCAGCGCAUGGGCUUCAAGGCAACGACCAACAGGACGAGCGCAGAGAUCGUGCAGAAGCUCGAGUCCUUGGGCGUGAAUGCUAUCUCGUCGUCGUCGCGCGAGGCCAUGGUCUACACUGCCGAAGUUGUGCGAGGUGACGUCGAAGAGGUGGUCGAAGUGCUCGCGGACUCUGUCACCAACCCGCUGCUCUUGGAGGAGGACCUCCAAGAACAAAAGAUCGCAGUUGGCAGGGAGCUGGAGGAUAUGGUGCACGACCCGCCUUCCUGGCUACCCGAGAUCCUCCACGAGCUUGCCUACGGCCCGGAGGGCCUCGGGCUCAGCCACUUGUGCCCGCCGAGCAACCUGGAGCACAUUGGACGCGAGCAGCUCCACAACUUUGUCAAGACCUACUACGUGGGUCCGCGCGUGGUGGUGGCCGCUGCCGGUGUCGAGCACGAUUCCUUCGUGAAGCUGUGCGCCAAGCAUUUCGACAGCCUUCCCGCCGCGGAAGGCGGCAAGCCUCUCCACGUCCCCAGCGUAUACAAAGGCGGAGCGCACGUGGAGUUCAUGAGCCCCGAGAACGAGAAACGGCUUCAAGAGUUGCAGGCAGAGUCCGACAAGCCGCCUCCCUCGCACGUUGCCCUCGUAUUCGAAGGCUCAGGGCUGAACGACCCUGACCUGUACGCCACGUGCGUGCUUCAAAGCCUGCUGGGCGGAGGGUCCUCGUUCAGUUCCGGAGGUCCGGGCAAGGGCAUGUACACUCGCCUGUACCGCCGUGUGCUCAACAACUAUGGCUUCGUCGAUUCUGCCUCCUGCUUCAACUCGUUCUAUCUGGAUUCGGGGCUCUUCGGCAUCUAUUCGACGGUCCAGCACAAGGACAUUGGCAACAUGCUCCACAUCAUGAGCGUGGAACUGGUGGACUUGACCGGCUUCUCGGCGCCGAUUGGACAGGAGGAGUUUGACCGGGCCAAGAACCAGCUCCGAUCGGGCAUCUUCAUGAACUUGGAGCAGCGAGCGGUGUUGUGCGACGACAUCGGGCGUCAGGUUCUCUCAUACGGCGAACGCAAAUCCGCUCAAGAGCUGAGCGAUUUGAUCGAAAAGGUGACCAUCGAGGAUGUGAUGCGUGUGGCGCGACGCAUCCUGUCGACGAAGCCCACGCUGGUGGUCUACACGCCCGAGAAGUACGCCACGCUCGUCCCCUCGCAUGAGCGACUUUGCGCAUGGUUCGACGCCAUCAACGAUAAGCUCAACGGCAAGGAAUCCAGCGAAAGCAAGUGA